AUGAAUGAUAACCACGGUAUGAAGAAGGAUCCAUCCAUAAUAGAGAAGAUUCAGAACUUCUUCAGGGGCAUAAUCACUAGUGUUCUGAAGACUAAGAAAGACUAUGAAAAAGAAUGUGAGAAAAUGUCUGCAGAAGAGAAACAAAAGGAAAGUGACAAGAGGAUGGAGGCCUACAAAGCCCUCUGCCUGGGUGGCCUGACAAGCAUGUACUGGAAGGAUACAACAUCCCUUCUAAACAAAGUCAGGGCGAUCAGUGGACCAUUUGCUUCAGUACUAUCUGAAGGCUUUGCCAUUUCUCAGGCAGGGAUGCUGAUUGGCAUUGCCGCAUCCUCAUUCCCCAAGUCGUCACCUUGGGCACUUGCUGCUGCUUCAAAUGGAUCCCUGUUUGCAGUUUUAUUCAACAUUGCAGCAUUUCACCUUGAAAUCUUUGAGUUCCUUCCUGCCAUUGUACUGCUGAUAUCCUGGGUACUGUUUUCCGUAGCAUUUGCAGCGUACUGGUGCGUUGGCUCUCAGGACCUCACGAUUGUCAGACUGCUAUACAAGUUUCUGUCCAUUAUCGUGUAUUGCGUGCUGUUCAUGCUCAGGCACUUGAUCUUCCUCCCAUUCAACUUGUGUGGAUGGGCUCUUUCUAGAAUAUCGAAUGUCAUAGGUCUUGUUACCGGUGCUGGUUUCUCAAAAGAAGCAUUGAGGGAUCGACCCAGGCAGGCUGCUAUCAACAGGUGGUAUGAUCCCUUGGGAGCAUUGAGGAAUAGACAGAGGCCACCUGCCACUACCUUAGAGGAAGAGAAUGUUUAG
Miscanthus lutarioriparius is the source of this 795-nucleotide messenger RNA. Lineage: Eukaryota; Viridiplantae; Streptophyta; Magnoliopsida; Poales; Poaceae. The record is from the annotation of a GenBank genome assembly.